Pocillopora verrucosa is the source of this 1615-nucleotide messenger RNA. RefSeq names its product tRNA wybutosine-synthesizing protein 5-like. The record is from RefSeq and is a predicted model, not a curated record. NCBI's taxonomy places the organism in Eukaryota, Metazoa, Cnidaria, Anthozoa, Scleractinia, Pocilloporidae. Gene Ontology annotation, molecular function: 2-oxoglutarate-dependent dioxygenase activity; calcium ion binding.
CUUACCAACCAUCUGUGCAUGAAAACAAAACGUGAACACAGCCGAAGUGGAUACACAACAUCAUGGGGAGAAGAAAUUCCCUUUCACACUUUCUUUUCAUAAUUUAUUUACAAUUCUCACUGAUUCCCGUAGCAAAACUCUCGUUGGAAGAAGUUUCUUCAACGGAUUUUAGUGCACCUCCAGGUCACUUGGAGCCGCUCGGAUCUCGUAAUGUACAACACUCUCUUGAAGUUAUCAAUGACUUCUUAACUCCUAUGGAGUUUUUCAAAAACUACGUAUCCCCCAUAAAGCCUGUCUUGAUACGAGGAGGAGCAAAAAUCUCGCCGGCCUUGACCAAAUGGACAGACGAAUAUUUCCUUUCUUUACCCGAAUCAAACGAUUUUAAUGUUACUGCAGAACAAAGAAAGAAAGAGAUUCGAACAUUCCCUGCCUACGAUGUGAGCUUCAAGGAGUUUGUGUCAACGUACAGAAAAGAGGAUAUUUACAUGGUUAAUGGUGUCCCUCCUUUCCUUCAGAAAGAUGUAAUAUUGCCUCCACCUCUCUUAUGUAAUGAUAUUGUGAAGGACAAGUUAAUCGACACGGUGAUGUGGUUCAGUAGUGGUGGCACAAAGUCAGUCUUACAUAACGACGAUGUUGACAACAUCAACUGUUUAUUCAGUGGCACCAAGGAGCUUUUAUUUAUAGACUACAAAAAGUACAAGAAACAGGUUCCUAUAGAUUUCCCAUCUGGUGGCUAUUCUGGUGUAGAUGUUGAUCGCGUUGAUUUUGUUAAGUAUCCCAGUUUGAAAGAUGUAGAGUAUUUCAAUGUGACAAUGGAACCUGGUGAUUGUCUGUUCAUUCCUUACAAAUGGUAUCACCAGGUACGGUCAUAUGAUCGUAACAUAGCAGUGAAUGUUUGGUGGAAACACAUACCUGACUUUGUUCCACAAGAUUGUGAUAUGGAACCCAACCAGACAUUGGACAAUUUUAAGUUCUCUUCUCUUGAACAAGAGGCAAGCAAUACCCAAGAGCAAGAGGGUUUUAUGAAAUACAUGAGUGAACUGAUUGCCAAUGGUCAAGUUGGUUUUAGGGAGUUUGAAGACAAAUUGAAAACAGAGUCUGCCAUUGUUGGUGUUGAGCCUUUUGAGUGGAAUGACAAGCUGUCAGCUGUGGCUAGGAAGAUAUUUCAAUUAUUAGACAAGGACAAGGAUGGGUUGUUUUCAAAACAUGAUUUCAAACUAUUGGAAGAGGAUACUUCAGUGGAGAGUGUUGUUGAAAAUGAAUUGGCCAGGAUUGAAGAUAUAAUAGAGGAUCAAGUGGAAUCAAACUAUUCUCUCCAAGAUGAGAUAAAAGAUGAACUUUAACUCAAACCAACUUUCUUUUAUUUUGAUAAUCUUUGACUCCACUCAUCCACUUAGGAUGACUAAAUUGAAAUAAAUUUUAAUUUUUAUUUCCAUAUAAAUGUACAGUAACUAAAAUUGAGAGUUAUUCUUAUAGUUUUGGGGCCCAAUAUCUUCAUUUGAAAAAUGUAUUUUAAAAAGUAAAUAGUUAGUUCAAUAAUUAAGUUAAAGCAGAAGCAGUUUUACAGACAUCCCUGGGACUCAGUUUUAUUACUCUUCCUUUGAAAUCACAGCUC